Messenger RNA from Dryobates pubescens (Downy woodpecker), 4155 nucleotides. RefSeq names its product HECT and RLD domain containing E3 ubiquitin protein ligase 4 (gene HERC4). Lineage: Eukaryota; Metazoa; Chordata; Aves; Piciformes; Picidae. The record is from RefSeq and is a predicted model, not a curated record. Gene Ontology annotation, molecular function: ubiquitin-protein transferase activity. The coding region runs from base 374 to 3544 and encodes 1056 amino acids. The transcript is spliced from 25 exons.
CUGUCACCGCGCCGGGACUGCUCACGCUUUCACGGUGCCCGGUGGAUGCCUGCAGCGGGCGGGCCGGGCUUGGGCGCGGCCUGGCGGCGCCGGGUGGAACGGAUCGGACGCCUCGCUGCUGCCGUUGGCGGUGAGUCUUGCUGCCGGACUUCUUCGGCCUCGGGCGCUGCCUCACCUUCGGCUCCGUGAGGCGAACGGGAAAGUGGACGGGGCCGCGCUCGGCCCGCACGGCGGGAGCGGUGGGACGGCAGGAGCGAUAGGACGGCGGCAGUAGGAGUGAGGCGGAAGGAGUGGCGGUGCCCGCGGGCUACACAGAAAGGAUAUUCUGGAAAAGUGAAGUUGGAAGAUCUCUGUGAUCAAGAGAAGCAUAAACAUGUUGUGCUGGGGAAAUGCAUCUUUUGGACAGCUUGGAUUGGGUGGAAUUGAUGAAGAGAUUGUUUUAGAACCCAGAAGAAGUGACUUUUUCUUAAAUAAAAGGAUCAGAGAUGUAGGAUGUGGACUGAGACAUACUGUUUUUGUCCUGGAUGAUGGGACUGUUUACACAUGUGGAUGCAAUGACCUAGGACAACUGGGGCAUGAAAAAGCCAGGAAAAGACCUGAGCAUGUUGGUGCACUGGAUGCCCAAAAUAUUGUAGCUGUGUCAUGUGGAGAAGCUCACACCCUUGCAUUAAAUGACAAGGGUCAGGUAUAUGCUUGGGGUCUGGCUACUGAUGGACAGCUUGGUUUGCCGGGAACAGAGGAAUGCAUCAGAGUGCCAAGAAAUAUUAAGAGCUUAUCUGAGAUCCAAAUUGUUCAAGUUGCCUGUGGUUAUUACCACUCACUAGCACUAUCAAAAGGAAGUGAAGUGUUCUCCUGGGGACAAAAUAAAUAUGGGCAGCUGGGCCUAGGUUACGAGUAUAAAAAACAGAACUCGCCACAUAUGAUCAAAUCUUUGCUGGGAAUCCCUUUUGCGCAGAUUGCAGCAGGAGGUGCUCAUAGUUUUGUACUCACACUUUCUGGAGCCAUUUUUGGAUGGGGACGAAACAAAUUUGGGCAGCUGGGUCUUAAUGAUGAUAAUGACAGGUAUGUUCCUACACUGCUAAAGUCACUGAGAAGUCAGAAGGUCGUUCAUAUAUGUUGUGGAGAAGAUCAUACUGCUGCCCUUACAAAGGAAGGUGGGGUUUUUACAUUUGGAGCUGGAGGCUAUGGUCAGUUGGGUCAUAACUCUACCAGCCAUGAGAUAAACCCAAGGAAAGUUUUUGAACUGAUGGGAAGCGUUGUCACACAGAUCACUUGUGGCAGGCAGCACACUACUGCGUUCGUUCCUUCUUCUGGAAGAAUUUAUUCUUUUGGACUUGGAGGGAAUGGGCAGUUAGGUACCGGAACAACCAGUAACAGGAAAAGUCCCUUCACAGUAAAGGGAAACUGGCUUCCUUAUAGUACUCAGUGCCCCAAAACAACAGACAGUGAGGAGUUUUACUGUGUAAAGAGAAUUUUCUCCGGUGGGGACCAAAGUUUUGCACACUACUUUUAUCCACAGAACAUGGUACUACCAGAUGAUUUCAGGUAUCCUGACUUUUUGAAGCAGAUCUGGACUGUGAAUGAAAUGUUUAUUCAAAGAUUGCUGAGUUUCCCCUCUGGAAGGCUUCCUGUAGAGAUAGCUAAUGAAAUCGAUGGAACAUUCUCCUCAGCUGGAUGCCUGAAUGGGAGCUUUCUGGCUUUGAGCAAUGAUGAUCAUUACAAAACCAGCACUAGAUUCUCAGGGGUUGAUAUGAAUGCUGCUAGACUACUGUUUCACAAACUUAUACAGCCUGACCACACUCAUAUAGCACAACAGGUGGCAGCUAGCUUGGAAAAGAACCUUAUUCCCAAAUUGACCAGCUCCUUACCAGACGUCGAAGCUUUGAGGCUGUAUCUGACUCUACCAGAAUGCCCACUGAUGAGUGACCCAAACAAUUUCACAACAUUGGCUAUUCCUUUUGGAACAGCUAUUCUGAACCUAGAAAAAGCUCCUCUGAAAGUCCUUGAAAACUGGUGGUCUGUACUUGAACCUCCAUUGUUCCUCAAGAUAGUGGAACUCUACAAGGAUGUUGUAGUCCACCUUUUGAAGUUGUGCAAGAUUGGGGUUCCAGCUUCUGAGAGAAGAAUCCUUACCAAUUUUCUACAGACAGCCUUCAGAGUUCUGGAGAUUCUGCAUCGAGUAAAUGAAAGAGGACAAGUGAUACAGUAUGACAGAUUCUACAUUCAUGAGAUCCAAGAUUUGAUAGAUAUCAGAAAUGACUAUGUCAACUGGGUCCAGCAGCAGAUGUUUGGAAUGGAUGUCAACCAUGGAUUAACUGAGUUAACAGAUAUUCCUGUUACAAUCUGCACAUACCCAUUUGUGUUUGAUGCCCAAGCAAAGACAACUCUACUACAAACAGAUGCAGUCAUACAGAUGCAGAUGGCUGUUGAUCAGGCUCACAGGCAGAAUUUAUCUUCUCUCUUCCUGCCAGUAUUUGAAUCUGUCAACCCAUGCCUGAUAUUAAUGGUACGGAGAGACAAUAUUGUAGGAGAUGCUGUGGAAGUCCUAAGGAAAACCAAGAAUGUAGACUACAAGAAGCCACUUAAGGUUAUUUUUGUAGGGGAAGAAGCUGUUGAUGCUGGAGGUGUUCGCAAAGAAUUUUUUUUGCUCAUCAUGAGGGAGUUGCUAGAUCCCAAGUAUGGAAUGUUCAGGUGUUACGAAGAGUCCAGGCUGAUCUGGUUCUCUGAUAAGACCUUUGAAGACAGUGACUUGUUUCAUUUGAUUGGUGUUGUCUGUGGGCUAGCAAUAUAUAAUUUUACUAUUGUAGACCUUCCCUUCCCAUUGGCUUUAUAUAAAAAGCUAUUGAAUAAGAAACCAUCCUUGGAUGACUUAAAAGAAUUGAUGCCAGAUGUUGGCAGGGGAAUGCAACAGUUACUGGACUAUCCAGAGGAUGACAUAGAAGAAGCAUUUUGUCUUAAUUUCACUAUCACUGUGGAAAAUUUUGGUACAACAGAAAUUAAAGAGCUUGUUCCUAAUGGUGCUGACAUUCCUGUAGCCAAACAAAAUAGGCAAGAUUUUGUAGAUGCAUAUGUGGAUUACAUCUUCAAUAGAUCUGUGGCUUCCUUAUUCAGUGCAUUCCAUGCAGGCUUCCACAAAGUGUGUGGAGGUAAAGUUCUUCAGCUCUUCCAGCCCAGCGAGUUGCAGGCAAUGGUGAUUGGGAACACAAAUUAUGACUGGAAAGAACUGGAGAAAAGUACAGAAUACAAAGGAGAAUACUGGGCAGACCAUCCUACAAUUAAAAUAUUCUGGGAGGUCUUUCAUGAGUUGUCUCUGGAGAAGAAAAAGCAGUUUUUGUUGUUUCUGACAGGCAGCGAUCGUAUUCCAAUUCUGGGAAUGAAGUGUGUUAAACUGGUCAUCCAGCCAACGGGAGGUGGAGAAGGUUAUCUUCCGGUAGCUCACACUUGCUUUAAUCUUCUUGAUCUUCCAAAAUACACGGAUAAAGAAACCCUGAAAUCUAAGUUGAUCCAGGCUAUAGAUCACUACGAAGGUUUCAGUUUAGUGUAACUUCAGAAACGAGAGUUGUGUGUAACGUGGGAUCAUUAAACUAACUUUUGGUGUCUUUCUUGUGGUGGUAAAUAUGGUGGUUUAAAUGGAAGACUUGAUAACGUAACUGAUUAUUUGCAGCAGUGUUCUGUGAUACGGAUAUUCAUGGGAGCCAAAACACAUACAAAGAUGAGGAACUGUCUUAACACACCUUCUUGUACAGAACCAUGUGGAUUUUGCUAUCUUCCAAUAAAAACGAGAGCAUUGUGACUGGGAGUCAAGUUUCACUAACGUGACUUAACAUUUCACCUUAUGCAGACAAUUUGGCGUGAGUGCAUGAGAGACUUGCUUAAGUUUUUCAAACCACUUAGUAAGAAUAUUUAACUUUUCCCCUGAUAAAUUCACUUGGUAACUUUUCAUUUUGUAAAUAGUAAAUUUUUGUGAUAAAAUAAUUAUGUUCCAAUAGCCGUAUGGUUUCUAUUGCUUGUAAUUGAAUAUGAGCUUAUUUUAUGGCUUUUAACAAGAAAAGUGACUAUGAUUUCUGAAGAUAUAUAUUUUUCUGGUUUGUUUUAAGAACCUCAAUAAUGAAAGUGAUUCUUUAAGAGACUUUCAUCUUCACAAUGUACAAUCCA